Messenger RNA from Coregonus clupeaformis (lake whitefish), 1556 nucleotides. Its product is annotated as serine/threonine-protein kinase SBK1. The transcript has 4 exons. Lineage: Eukaryota; Metazoa; Chordata; Actinopteri; Salmoniformes; Salmonidae. Gene Ontology annotation, biological process: peptidyl-threonine phosphorylation; peptidyl-serine phosphorylation. The record is from RefSeq and is a predicted model, not a curated record. Bases 210 to 1367 code for a protein of 385 amino acids. Gene Ontology annotation, molecular function: ATP binding; protein serine/threonine kinase activity.
UGUGUGUGUCCACUAUCUAUGAGAGAGAGAGUGGAAAAAGAGAGAGUGUCUAGACAAGUGUUUGGAUAAACACAGGCGUUAAUUUGUUGAUUGACAGAAAAUAUUGACUGGCCUCCACAACAGGCAGGGAUACAGAUUCACUGCAACCUGUCUGUGAGGAACAUCACAAUAUCACUGUGAAAGGGACUGAAGUCAACCACAGAGCCAAAAUGACAGCUGCCACGAGACUAUUGGACGAGAUGUGCCAUCUCACAGCCCAGUCGCUUACAUCACUGGAGACCUCGGACCACUUCCAGGUGGUCAAGAUGUUAGGGGAGGGGUCGUACGGGAAGGUCAUGUUGGCUGUACAUAGAAAAAGAGGAACUCCAAUGGCCCUGAAGUUCUUUCCUCGUGAUUCCACAAAUCUCUUUUCCUUUUUGCGAGAGUAUAACCUCUCCCUCUCCUUCUGCACCCACCCGUCCCUGACCAAGUCCCUGGGCAUUGCCUUCUCCACCCCCUCACAUUACGUUUUCGCCCAGCAAGCCAGCCUCUUCGGUGAUCUAUAUGACGUCAUUGUCCCUGAGGUGGGUAUGGAGGAGGACUGUGUCCAGAGGGUGGUUUCCCAGCUGUGUGGUGCCCUAACGCACCUCCACUCCCUGGGCUUCGUCCACCGUGACGUCAAGCCCGAGAACAUCUUCCUGGUCGACGCUGCCUGCCGCUGGGUCAAACUGGGCGACUUUGGCAUGGCCAAGGCCACAGGAACCAAGAUACCUGGUGUGUGGUACAGCUCUGCUUACUGUACGCCCGAGGCAGAGAUAGCGAAGGAGUUGGAGGAUAGUAGCCAUAAUACUGCUUCAAAACCUGAUGGAGGAAAUGGGUUGGACAACAAGAUCAAGAGGGUGUGGGUGUCGGUGGAGGCCAGUACAGACUGCUGGGCCUUGGGGAUCCUCAUCUACGCCAUGCUGACUGGCAGUCUACCCUGGAUGCAGACCGCAUCCAACGACCGCUCCUACAUCAAGUACAAAGAGUGGUUUGACCAGCAGAAAGAUCAAGAUGGUCAGGACGAUGAACGAGACAUAUGGGGGGAAGGAAAAGACGAGGACAUCAUGAUGAGUUUGGAUGAAGACAAGCGGAAUCUGAACGAGAGAAAAUCCCAUCCGGUCGCCCCCCAGUUUACCUGUUUCACCCCACUAGCCUGCUCCCUUUUCCAGGCACUACUCCACCCGCAGCCUGGGCUUCGCGGUAGGCCCAACGAUGUGCUGGGCUACCUCGGAGGAGACUGGUUGCAGGAAAAGGAGAAGAUACGGUUGGAGGAGGAGAGGAAGAAAAUUAGAGGGCGAGAGGUAAUCAGGAACGAGAAAGAGAGGGAGGGAAGGGGAGAGGGAUAAAGGAGUGGCGACACACGAUCAUGAACUCACAAACUCAGAGGUGAAAGAGACAAUAUUUUUGACCUCCCAGAAGACUAUACAUAUCCUCUAAUGUGUCACAUUGGUGCUUAAAAAGACAUUGUACAAUAUACAGUGCCUUCGGAAAGUAUUCAGAUCCCUUGACUUUUUACACAUUUUGUUACUUUACAA